This is a messenger RNA of Moesziomyces aphidis, 2919 nucleotides long. NCBI's taxonomy places the organism in Eukaryota, Fungi, Basidiomycota, Ustilaginomycetes, Ustilaginales, Ustilaginaceae. The record is from the annotation of a GenBank genome assembly.
AUGACAGCGGCACUUGCGAGAUGCAUGCGCGGUAGCGCCAUCCGCACCGCAUGCAUCCUACCGCAGUCACGGACGCUGAGCCUGGUGGCAUCCAGGGCUUGGACUAAACCAGCCUCAUCAGUGGCUGCCGCAGCCAAAGGUCACCAUUUUCCCCAGCUUAGACUUGCGAGCAGCGCAGCGGCAGCACGCAUCACUGGUCCUUCAGGAGAGCACUUGGUCAAUGACGACGCCUUGGCCGCUACCGCCGCUUCGUCGGCUUCAAGCCCGGAAUUCUCCCUGAGGCCGUAUCAAGAGGAGUGCAUCCAGGAAUGUCUCGCCGCGCUCGAGAGCGGCGUGACCCGUAUCGGUGUCUCUUCGCCCACGGGAAGCGGCAAGACCACCAUCUUCACCCAUCUCAUCGACCGGCUACCUCCGCGCCCGAACGGUGGUGAUCGCGUGCUGAUCAUGGUCAACUCAAUCGAGCUCGCGCUGCAAGCCGCCAAUGCUGUCACAUCCAUGUUCCCCGACAAGACGGUCGAGAUCGAGCAGGGCAGCAAGUACAAGGCAAGCGGACUGGCAGACGUAACAGUGGCGACGUACCAGACGCUAAAUCGCAGCCAGCAGCGACUGGACAAGUUCAUGCCGAGCUGCUUUAAAGCCGUCGUGGUCGACGAGGCGCAUCACGCCGCCGCCCCAUCGUAUCUGAGGGUGCUCUCGCAUUUCGAUGCACACAUUGGACUCGACGCCGAGGCACGCGCUGCGACCGAAUCGGACUCGGUGCCCGUCUUCGGAUUCUCAGCCACCUUCAGCCGCCACGAUGGACUCGCGCUCGGCAAGGUCUUUGAUCGCAUUGUCUUCCACAAGGACUUCCUCGAAAUGAUCGGAGAAAAGUGGCUGUGCCCUAUCCGAUUCACGUCCAUCAAAGCGGACAUCGACUUGGCGUCGGUCAAGCUGUCCAACUUCAACGCCGAUUUUGCCGCGUCUUCGCUCGCUGCGGUUGUCAAUACGCCUGUAGUGAAUCGCCUCGUGCUCAAGGCUUGGCUCGACCGCGCGCACAACCAACGACGCUCCACGCUCAUCUUUGCGGUCAACAUCGAGCACGUCCAGGAGCUCACGCAUACCUUCCGUCAGGCAGGCAUCGAUGCCCGCUAUCUGCAUGGUGGCACGCCCAUGCUCGAGCGCCGCCAGCUGCUGGAAGACUUCCGCGCUGGCGUCUAUCCCGUCCUUGUCAACUGUGCCAUCCUUACCGAGGGCGCAGAUGUGCCUGCUAUCGACUGCGUCCUGCUCGCACGACCCACACGCUCGCGUAACCUCUUUUCUCAGAUGAUCGGGCGCGGUCUUCGUCUCUCUCCCGCUACCGGCAAGCGCGACUGCCUCGUGCUCGACAUUGUCGGCAACAUCGAAAAGGGCGUCGUCUGUACCCCGACUCUCUUUGGCCUGGACGCAGACGACAUCAUCGAGGACGAGUCGCCCGAGGGUCUGCUCGAGCGCGCACACGAAGCCGAGCAAUUCGACCCCGCUGAUGUCGAGGGCGACGCCGACCCGUUCGCAGUCGAGCUCGCCGACCCGACCAAGAUUACGUACAUCGACUACGACGAUCCGCACCAGCUGCAGCAGGCCAUGUUGGCGCGCUCCAGCGUGGUCGAGACCAUGAGCGCCAAUGCCUGGGUCGACUGCGGUGGGCAGACGUACAUCCUUGACGUGCCUCGUUACGGCUUUGUCACCGUCGAGCGUAAAGCCAACUCCGACCACGGCGACGGUUCCGCGCCGGCAGAAGGUGCGGAGUGGACAUCGUGGUUCACGCCGAGCAAUUCGGAUGCGGACGAGGCAGCAGCGUCGAUGGGGCGUGAUCCUUCCUCGGGUGCGGGCGGGAGGCGCUGGCCCGGUGCACGGGGCGGCUCUCCAUACCGCCGCCCACGCCACGCUUUGGACGCGCCAACGCUCGAGGCAGCGGUGCGCGGGAGCGAUGUGUACGUGCAGAAGAACGUGCUGCGCAAUGCACCGCAGCUGUUCGCCAUGCUCAAUCGCCGCGCAAAGUGGCGUGCAACCAAAGCAACCGACUCCCAACGUCGACUUGUCGAGAAGCGACUCGGUCUCUCAAAGCCGAGCCAAGAAGCUGAGGGCGACAAGGAUGGGCGGCGCACACGUGCGAUGCGGUCCGCAAGCGAACUCACAAAGGGACAGGCGAGCGUCAUUCUCACCCGCCUCCUGCAUGGCGCCAAGGCAAAGUGGCAGCAGAGAGUCAAGAGGUCAAACAAGGUCUGGCGGGCAAACGAACGCGAAAAGCAGAGGAGGGACAGAGAGACUCCUUCCGACUUUGCUGCGAUGUGGUAUCCCUCAGUGACGCUUGUUGCACUCGUAAUGCUCCUCCUACGAGGCGUCUUUGCAAGCGGCCCAGAGGUGGAUAAGGCGACGAUAGGCAGGAAAAUGUUGCAGGACUAUCGGACACAUCGGGAAGCCCUCGCUGCCCGCAUGCGCUCGACCUCCUUCUCUCCACAGACUGCCGCCAAGAAGGAGAUCCUCAUGAAGCAGUACUUCUCCGCGCUCUCAAACGCCCUUCCUGAAAAACAGCCGGAACUGCUUCAAAAGAUCAACGACCUCCGUCAAGCUGGCUACCGCUUUGGGGCCUCGGUCGAUCCGGGCCUGCAUGUGCCAUUUGGAACUCCUUGGGAUCCCACCAGAUUUGGUCCCUAUCCUGCCAAGAGGCUCGCGGAAGGCGCGUACGGUAAGAGCAAGGCAGCUGUAGAAAUCGAGGUGGAAAACGCGCGAGAGGCACUGGAUCAUCAGACUAUGCGCGAGGUCAUGCAUGGACGCAUGGAGCCGGUCUUCGCCGAUGACUUUCAGCUUGUCAGGAGCGCCAUCGAUUUCCACGCACAGAGGCUUUUGCAGAAUGUCGAAGAGCCUGUCGAGGACAUCCUCAAAUCCGUCCGAAGGCUGUAA